Molecule: messenger RNA, 828 nt
Organism: Angiostrongylus costaricensis
Lineage: Eukaryota; Metazoa; Nematoda; Chromadorea; Rhabditida; Metastrongylidae
Source: the annotation of a GenBank genome assembly
AUGUUGGAUCUGUGCUUAGCCUCACUUCUUGGGCUGUCAUCAGCUAGUCGUCUAUUGUUUAUAACAGUAUUUAUCGUAGUGCUUGAGGACGGACGAGAAGUGAUUGAGCACAGAGAUGAGACUGGUGCGUUUGUCAGCAGUACCGUGGAAGACGACGAAGUGGUUCCUGGUAUUUCAAACAGACGAAUCAAAAAAAUAGAACGGAUCCGUAGAGCAGGAUUCGUUAUCGAUAAUCAGCCGGACUUGCAACUCGCUGAGAUUUGCCAAGGGGUAUACCUAGGUAAGAUUCUUCGGAAAAUGCCACAGAAGUCAGGCGGAAGAGGUCACUGGGAUUUCCUCAACAAGAACAUACGAAGUGAUCAUGGGCUUGAUCGGCUUGAAGUUGGCCGGAAAAGUGGGAGUCAAGAUGUCGCCAGUGAGUUGGCCAUCCUCAAAGCUGAAGGAAUUACGCAUAUUGUAAACUGUGCUACCGGUGUUAUGAACUAUUAUCCUACUAAAUUCACAUAUUAUAAUUUGGAAGUAUUGGAUCUGCCUUCGACUGAUAUCAUGGCCAAGUUUCAUGAAGUCUGUAGAUUCAUGGUAAAUUGCGUCGGAGGUGGAGGAAAGGUGCUCGUGCACUGCAACGCUGGUAUUUCUCGGUCGGCAACGUUUGUCAUUGCCUAUUUGAUGAUACAUCAUAGCAUGUCGUUACAGUGUGCGCUCGAAACUGUCAGAAGAAUCAGGCCUAAAGUCCGACCGAACUGUGGAUUCAUGAAACAGUUGCAGUGCUUCGAAAAGGAGUUAUUCUCUAGCCUUCCUUGUGAAGAAGAAGUGGUCACUUCUUGUUAG